This is a messenger RNA of Hirsutella rhossiliensis, 1602 nucleotides long. Its product is annotated as carboxylesterase family domain-containing protein. The record is from RefSeq and is a predicted model, not a curated record. The transcript is spliced from 2 exons. Gene Ontology annotation, molecular function: cholinesterase activity. Lineage: Eukaryota; Fungi; Ascomycota; Sordariomycetes; Hypocreales; Ophiocordycipitaceae. The coding region runs from base 1 to 1602 and encodes 533 amino acids.
AUGACACCCAUCUUCCUCAUCGCCGCCCUGAGUCUGCUCUCAGCAGCCGCCGGCCAAGCCGUCCCAGGCACCCAACCGACCGUCACCGUCUCUGGCGGUCCCGUGGCCGGAACGUCCGUCGGAUCGGUCAACCAAUUCCUCGGCAUCCCCUUCGCCGCGUCGCCCACGCGCUUCAACCCGCCGCAGCCGGCUCCCACGUGGCAAGGCACCCUCGACGCCACGCAGUACAAGCCCGCCUGCGUCCAGCAAUUCAACUACCCCGAGAACGCCCGCAACAACACCAUCCAGUGGUUCAGCACGCCCGGCCCGCCUGCCGGGGAGAGCGAGGACUGCCUCUACCUCAACGUGUACGCGCCCGCCGGGGCCGUUGCGGGAUCGAACAAGGCCGUCAUGUUUUGGAUCUUUGGCGGCAGCUUCACUUUUGGGACCGGCACGCUUCAUCAGUAUAAUGGCACGAGCUUUGCGGAGAACCAGGAUGUUAUUAUUGUCACGCACAACUAUCGCACCAAUGUCUUUGGCUUUCCUGGAGAGCCCGAGAAGCCCACGUCGCAGCAGAACUUGGGAUUCCUCGACCAGCGUCUGGCCCUGGACUGGGUCCAGCGCAACAUCCGCUCCUUUGGCGGCGAUCCGACCCGCGUCAUCCUGUUCGGCGAGGGCGCUGGCGCACAGAGCGUCGACGUGCUCGUCACCAAUCCGCCGCUGCCGGUGCCCUUCAUCGGGGCCAUCAUGGAGUCCGGCCAGGACUCCAUCUCGACGCCAAGCACAGCCUCUGCCCAGUCUUGGCCCAAGCUGGUCAUUGCCACCAACUGCACGACGGCGCUCAGCGCUCUCGAUUGUGUCCGCAAGGUUUCAGCCUCGGACAUCAAGAGCAUAAUCGAGCAUCAGCAGCUUUCGUUUGCACCCAUUUACGACAAUGGAACCACCUGGAAGGGAACAGGCCGCGUCGACCGCCGCAGCUCGACGCCCGCCAAUCCGCGCAUCGCCCGCGUGCCUAUCCUCAUAGGCUCCAACGCCGACGAGGGAUCCUUUGUCGUCUACGGAGUGACUGACGUUCGCGGCACCCUCUCUCAGGUGUUUCCACCCAACUCGUCGCUUCUAAUAAACACGCUGCUUAGUCUUUAUCCUCCCAACACGGGCAACGGCACAGUCAACACACAGCUAGCCGCCAUUCUCAACGACUUCCUUAUUAAAUGUCCUGCCAAGGUCGUGUCUACUGAGACGGCGGCCGUCGGGAUCCCGGCGUGGCGCCACUACUUUGACGCCGCCUUUGCCAACACCCAAAUCUUCCCCGGGGCCGGUGCGUACCACUCGGCCGAGAUCAACCUCGUUUUCGGCACGUAUCCGCAAGCCGGGGCGACGCCCUACCAUAUCAAGCUCAGCAUGGCCAUGCAGAAAGCCUGGGCAGACUUUGCCAAGAACCCAGCCCAGGGCCCCGGCUGGCAGGCGGUGCCUAAGAUUGCCAUAUUCGGCGCCGGUGUCAGACCCGGUGGUGACGAUGGGACCGGCAAACCUACCUCGGUGGUCACCAGUCCCAACCAAAUAGACAGGUUCUGCCCGCUUUACCAGCCCAUCUACGACGCUAGAAUCCUACUGUCUCUCUAG